This is a messenger RNA of Trichoderma asperellum CBS 433.97, 330 nucleotides long. The record is from RefSeq and is a predicted model, not a curated record. Lineage: Eukaryota; Fungi; Ascomycota; Sordariomycetes; Hypocreales; Hypocreaceae.
GUGAUCCCGUACUUCGUUCAAUGGCAUAAUGGGGACUAUUGUAAAACGGGACUCCUUGGGUAGAGUGCCCUUGACGUGUGCGUCUACCUAUAUCUUCUUAUCUCACUCCCUGGUCUGGUUUGAACAUGCCUGGAUACGCACAGGCGGUUGUUCAGUCUAGCCUAGUUUUAUCCUGGUUGGAGGUUCGGAGAGGUGGUGGGGUGGAUAUUUGGUCCAUAUUGGGAUAUAUAGUAGAGUUGUGCUAUUUGUAUAAUAUUAAUGUAUUAUUCAUACAAUACUUACAUGACUUAUGAUCUUGAAAUGGCUAAUUUUAUAUAGUUUAAUACAGGG